Pipistrellus nathusii (Nathusius's pipistrelle) is the source of this 1470-nucleotide messenger RNA. The record is from the annotation of a GenBank genome assembly. NCBI's taxonomy places the organism in Eukaryota, Metazoa, Chordata, Mammalia, Chiroptera, Vespertilionidae.
AUGAGCAUCAGGACCCCACCCACACUCCUGCAGCUGGCAGGGGAGAGCCUGCUGAGGGACCAGGCCUCGGCCAUCGCAGCUCUGGAGUACCUGCCCGCCGAGCUCUUCCCGCAGCUGUUCAUCCAGGCCUACCGUGGUAGACGUCUCCAGGUCCUGAAGGCGAUCACACAAGCCUGGCCCUUCACUGUCCUCCCUCUGGGCGGCCUGCCACACCUGUCACUAGACGAGGUCUUUAAAGCCGUGUUGGAUGGGCUUGACCUUCUGCUUGCCCAGGAGGUUCGCCCCAGGAGAUGGAAACUGCGGGUGCUGGAUUUAAGGAAACUGGGUGCAGACUUCUGGAGAAUGUGGUUGGGAGACAGCACCCAGAAGCGAUCACUGACAGGACCAGUGACUGUGCACAGGUCCAGCCCCAACAUGGAGCACCCCUUAGCUCCCGUGGAGGUGUUCCUAGACCUUAACUUCAAUGCAAGGGACAGGGAUAAAUUUUUCAUGUACGUCAUUCAAUGGGCCCAGCAGAGGGAAGGGCUGGUACACCUGUGCUGCAAGAAGCUGAGGAUUGCUGUGGUGCACUUCCACAGGGUGAGGCAGGUCCUGGAUGCCGUGCAGCUGGACUGCAUCCAGGAGGUGGAACUGAAGUGCACCUGGGACCUGCCCACCCUGGGGACCUUUGCUCUUUACCUGGGGCAGAUGAGGAACCUGCAGAGACUCUCUCUCUCCCACAUCCACAUGUUUGCAGGGGAGGAGGAUGAUGAAGAAGAGGAACAGGAGGAAGAGGAGCAAGAGGAAUCAGAGUGGGAGAGAGAGGAACAGCAAUCCUUUCACCAAUUCCUCUCUCAGAUCCUCAGGCUGCAGCACCUCCGAGAGCUCCACAUGGAUUCUCCCUGCUUCCUCCUAGGCCGUCUGGACCAGAUGCUCAGGUGCCUGCAGACCCCCUUGGACAGACUCUCCAUAAAAUAUUGCCUGCAUUUGAUGCAUUCAGACCUGAUACACCUGUUCCAGUGCCCGAAAAUAAGGCAGCUGAAGACUCUGCAUCUGUUUGCUCUCAGCCUCAAACAUUUUAAGCCAGAGCCCCUCCGAGCUCUGCUGGAGGCUGUGGCACCCACCCUCCAGGACCUGGGCUUAGACAACUGUGCCAUGGUGGACUCCCAAGUCGAGGCCAUCCUGCCUGUCCUGAGCCGCUGCCACCAGCUCAGGGAGUUCACCAUCUCUGAGAACAACUUCUCCUUGGCCACCGUGGGGAAGCUGCUGCGCCACACAGCCGGGCUGCGCAGCUUAGAGCUGGAGCUGUACCCCGUCCCCCAGGAGUGUUACACGACCCAGGGGACUGUCAAGAAGGACAGACUUGCCCUGGUCCGGGCUGAGCUAAAGAGGAUUCUGAGGGAGUUAGGACAGCCCAGGAUCAUCUCUCUUCGCACCAAUUACUGUGGUCAAUGUGACAACAGUAAAUUUUAUGACGUUGAGUUUUUAUAA